CGGGGCUUGCUGCGCGGCUGAGGUUGCCGACUCGUCCCCAUGGCUGCUGCGCCGGAGCCCGGGGAGCCCGGGAAGCGGAAGCCCUUUAAGCUCCUAGGAAUUUUAGAUGUCGAAAACAUUCCUUGUGCACGAGAUUCGAUACUGUAUGGUUCAUUGGGAUCUGUUGUGGCUGGCCUUGGACAUUUCUUGUUAACUAGUAGAAUUAGAAGAUCAUGUGAUGUUGGAGUAGGAGGAUUUAUCUUGGUGACUUUAGGAUGCUGGUUCCACUGUAGGUAUAAUUAUGCAAAGCUGAGAAUCCAGCAAAGAAUUGCCAGAGAAGGAAUUAAAAAUAAGAUAUUAUAUGAAAGCACCCACCUUGAUCCUGAAAGAAAACCAACCAACGGCAACCACAGCAACUGAGCAUUCUUGAGUGUAGAAAACCAAAAUACAACUCCCUGAAGUCAGUGUGAACAAAGCUAAGACCAACCAGAUAAAGCAUUCUGUGUACAUUAAGAAAGCUCUUAAUCAAGUAAAUAAAAAUAUGUGUAAAUUGUAGUCUUUUUCCCGCCCGUACUUGACAAUUUAUUCUGGCUCUGUAUCUACUGCCAGUAUAGCAUUCUUAUGUGUUAACAUACAGUGGACCUGUCAUACUUAAAAUAUAGACAGAGUUUACUGGCAGUGUGAUGAAGAAUUAUAAAACCUAGUGCUGGGCUGGCACCGGUUGGCUCACUUGGUUAGAGCACGGUGCUGAUUAACACCAAGGGUCCGGGAUUCCAUCCCUGCACCAGCCAGCUGCCAAAAAAUAAAAAUAAAAAAUUUGAAAUAUAAAACCUAGUGUUUAAUGUACCUGGAAAA
Cynocephalus volans (Philippine flying lemur) is the source of this 834-nucleotide messenger RNA. RefSeq names its product cytochrome c oxidase assembly protein COX20, mitochondrial. The transcript has 4 exons. The coding region runs from base 40 to 399 and encodes 119 amino acids. Gene Ontology annotation, cellular component: mitochondrial inner membrane; mitochondrion. Gene Ontology annotation, biological process: mitochondrial respiratory chain complex IV assembly. NCBI's taxonomy places the organism in Eukaryota, Metazoa, Chordata, Mammalia, Dermoptera, Cynocephalidae. The record is from RefSeq and is a predicted model, not a curated record.